Calliphora vicina (urban bluebottle blowfly) is the source of this 1928-nucleotide messenger RNA. It is a transcript of the gene Eip78C, whose product is annotated as Ecdysone-induced protein 78C. Lineage: Eukaryota; Metazoa; Arthropoda; Insecta; Diptera; Calliphoridae. The transcript is spliced from 4 exons. Gene Ontology annotation, biological process: regulation of DNA-templated transcription. The record is from RefSeq and is a predicted model, not a curated record. Gene Ontology annotation, molecular function: nuclear receptor activity; DNA binding. The coding region runs from base 293 to 1279 and encodes 328 amino acids.
UAAAACGUGGCAAGUAACUAACACCAGCUAGAGGCAUCAACAUCAACAUCACUAUCACCAUCAACAGGAUUUAAAUUCCUCUAUUUAAGUUUUGGAGUCUUUUUUCAACGUUUUUCUACAUCUUCAACAUUUUAAUGCUGUGCGUUAUGGUCGCGUACCAAAACGUUCACGUGAGCUGAAUGGCGGCACGCCAUCAUCCACAGAGGAUCCAAACGCUGUUGUUGUUGUAAAUUCGUGUGAUUUACGGCGUGUCAGCACACCGGGAACACCGAACACACCACAAACUCCACAAAUGUGUUCCAUAGCAUCAUCACCAUCCGAAUUGAGCGGCUGCAAUGCCACCACCAACAAUAACAACUCAAACAGUUCGGGUCUCGUCGGGCCCAACAACGGUGGCGGCGUAGGCGUUGGUGUUGGCAUGGUUGUCGGCAAUCUGAAUGCCCAGCAAUUACAAACGGCCCAUCAUGAGGGUCAUCAUGCAUUGAAUGAGGCCAUGAUGGCGGGCACCGGUACCGAGCUGUCCGUUUACGAUGUCAUUAUGUGCGUUUCUCAGGCCCAUCGCAUGAAUUGCGCCUACACAGAAGAACAGACCAGAGAUUUAAUGCGUCGUCCCUUAAAUGUACCGCCCAAUGGUUUAAUUUCAUCGGUGGCGGAGAGUAUGGAAUUUCAAAAAAUUUGGCUUUGGCAACAGUAUGCAGCACGUGUGACACCCAAUGUUCAGCGUAUUGUAGAGUUUGCUAAACGUUUACCUGGCUUCUGUGAUUUUACCCAAGAUGAUCAACUGAUACUCAUUAAAAUGGGCUUCUUCGAGACAUGGCUAACCCAUGUGGCCCGCAUGAUAACCGAUUCAACAUUAACCUUCGAUGAUGGUACAUAUUUGACUAGACAACAUUUAGAGAUCAUAUAUGAUACUGACUUUGUGGUUUCAUUAUUUAAUUUUGCAAAUACUAUCAACGUUUAUGGUCUCAGCGAUACAGAGAUUGGUCUCUUCUCCGCCAUGGUCUUGCUGGCCUCCGACAGGCCCGGCAUUUCCGAAGCCAAAAUGAUAGCACGAACAAGAGAACGCAUAACCGAAGCCUUAAGAGUACAAAUCGUACGUUCGCGUAAUGGCACCACACAAGCCCUACAACUAAUGCCAGCUCUGGAAGCUAAGAUACCAGAACUAAGAUCGUUGGGUCUCAAACACAGUGCCCACUGUAAUUGGUUGCGUUUGACCAAACCAAGAUUGCCACCAUUAUUUGCCGAACUCUUCGACAUUCCCAUGGAUGAUGAAGCGUAAAUUUUGGACUAAAAUUAAAGUGUUUUUUAUGAAACAAAAUGGCGGCUUGUUUUUUCCGUUAAAAACAAAACAAAAAAAGAUAAGACUACUAAAGCAAAUAUGCAAAAAACAAACACAUAAAAUAAAAUAAAUAAAUAAAAUACAAAAUAAUUAUAAUUAAUAGAAAAAACAAAAACAAAACAAAAACUUAGAGCAGAAAUAUAGAACAAUAGAAGAAUUUAGGACUCAAGAGUCCUAAAACUUCUAAAGGCAAUUUAAGAGAUUUUUCCCUUUUUUUCAUUUAAUAAUUAAGUUUACUACUUAAACAAAUAUAUUUUUAUUUAAAAAAACCAACAAAAAAUUAAUGAGAAUUAAAAAGGGAACAUUAAUUUAAACAAAAAAACAGAAAUGAACAAAAGUAAUUUACAUCACAUUUUUUUAUUUAAAUUUAUUAAUUAUUGUUUUUAACCAUACAAAAAUACAAAACAAACUGCAAAACACAACAACAAAAUAUAUUAUAUCAUCAUUGUAUAAUUUUAAAAUAAAAUAAACUCUAACAAAAAACAAAUCAUAAAAAUAUAAAGUAUUUUAGCUUAAAUAUUAAACAAAAUAAAAUGCCAACUGGCAUUAAAAACACACACUAAGAAAAAUUUACAAAAUAUAUUAAAAA